Molecule: messenger RNA, 1752 nt
Organism: Oikopleura dioica
Lineage: Eukaryota; Metazoa; Chordata; Appendicularia; Copelata; Oikopleuridae
Source: the annotation of a GenBank genome assembly
AUGCUACUCGAGAUUACCCAAACUCGUGGUGGUGGCGGUGUUCACCAGCUGCCAUCCGGCAUUCGAACAUCAUCAAAUCACCUGAUGUGGAUGUGCUCUGAAAAAGUUCCUGAAUACACAGACGAGCAAAAACAAUACAGUUGCGAAGAAAUCGGAGAGCUUGAAAAUGGACUGGUCUUCUGCACUUCUGAUAACUCUGUUGGCUCCGUUUGUCAGGCCUUUUGCUCGGCUGGAUAUAAAUUGAACGGACCAGCGAGAAGAUAUUGCAUGUAUGAAGAGUUUGCUGCUUCGCCGAUUCGAUGGAGUUCUGACAAAGAAAUUGCCUGCAAUCGAAAGCAGCUCGAUUCGAGUUGCUUGUUCAAUAACGGCGGAUGCUCGCACAAAUGUAUCGACAGAGGAUUCGGCGAAAUCGAAUGCACUUGUCCUUGUGGCUCAUUUUUGGACGAAGAUGAGAAAACUUGCAAGGCAGCAGAAACUUGUCCGUUGGAUGUAACAAUCGCAGUUGACACAAGGGACAGAGUUUGUGGAGACAAUCGAUUCAUUGGUGUUAUUACUAGGACAUUGAAUGGGAUUUUCUCCGUUUUAGAUGGAAACUUGCCGGUCAAAAGCUUCAGAAUCAUCUAUCUAAGAGAUGGGCUGGCUCACGUAGAUGUAGAUCUGGCGAAUUCCGCGAGCUACAUGACAACGCUUGGGUCUCUCUUUACGACUCCUAAUUUCUGUACGACUUCUUCGGAUACCACGAUUUCGACGAUUUCUCCAGACGACAGUAAUGCUUCUGUGUUCCUCUGGCUUCUGAGAAAUCCGCUAAAGGGCAUUGCUUACGAAAACUCCUCUCCUGAUAAGAUUUUUGUCCUCACUUCCAAAUGGGUGAAUGACAAAUUGGAUGCAUCCAUCUGUGGUGGAGGCCAAUGCAUAGACGAAAACGAAGACUUGCUUAUGAAUAUCUGGCGGAUGAGUUUUACUCGAAUCGCGUCGCUUUUUGACCGGAAAAAGUGCUUCAACCGGCAGCAAUCUACCAAUUUCAUGUGCAACUCGAACAGCAUGACACUUGAAAUUCCGAUUUGUCAACUCAAUGGACUCACCGCUGAUGAUAUCGUUAUCAAUAAUGAAAAGUGCCCUUCGGUUGUUUCUGAAUCGAGAAAUGGAACGUAUAUGCGAUGGGAUAUUGGAUUUACCGACUGUGGAAUCGUUCCUAGAGAAAAUGGCGAUCUGGUUGAGUACAAAGCUGUGUUGAGGACGUUUAUCAGCGAAGAGACAGUCAUCAAACCGGUUAUGCCACACCUGAAUUUGGAAGUAAAAUGCGAGCAGCUUGUUGAAACCGAAUUCGAAGUGACUGAUGAGUUCCAUGCUAUUGAUGAGUUGUACUUCAAUGCUGAGACGGAGACAUACACGCCGAGAAUGGACAUGCAACUUUUCGUCGACAAAGAUUUCACCGUAGAAGCAACUACUCUCUAUGUCAAUCAAGUUAUAUAUGCCCAAGCCUCGGUUGAGUACAACGCAACAGUUCAGAUAACAAAUUGCCGGGCAUUUACUGAAGACCAACCAAAUGUGAUUUGGACGAUGAUUGAAGAUGGCUGUCUACUAGACGAUACAGUAGAAAUUCUACCGCGCGAUCCGGAGACAAAGAAGACGCGAUUUUCCUUCCUAGCGUUUCAAUUUUCAAACAACGAAGAUGGCAAUGUCAUCAUUCAAUGCGACUAUCUUCUAUGCUUGGUUGAUCGAAACUGCGCUCCUGUAUCUGACUGUAAAUAA